Messenger RNA from Aspergillus saccharolyticus JOP 1030-1, 1467 nucleotides. It is a transcript of the gene irs4, whose product is annotated as protein irs4. Gene Ontology annotation, biological process: endocytosis; endosomal transport. Gene Ontology annotation, cellular component: cytoplasm; plasma membrane; intracellular membrane-bounded organelle. Lineage: Eukaryota; Fungi; Ascomycota; Eurotiomycetes; Eurotiales; Aspergillaceae. Bases 1 to 1467 code for a protein of 488 amino acids. The transcript has a single exon. The record is from RefSeq and is a predicted model, not a curated record. Gene Ontology annotation, molecular function: protein binding.
AUGAACCCGCCUGCUUCGGACUUGGCGUCUCAUCGCAGCAGCCAGUCUCCAGAGCCACCCGAGUUCGGCUCCGUCAAGGACAAAAUUGGCAGGUUCAGCGCAUACGGACAACAUAGCGAAUCUAAAGGACCAGGGAAUGUAGGGGCCUUAAGACCACGUACCCCGCAGCAAAUCGCCGCCCAGCUCGCAGCGGGAAGAUCCACGCCGAGCAGCUGGAGGAAACCAGCUCCCACCCCAAGCAGCAGCAGUGCCAGCGUCGACCUUCCAAUGAGACCGGGCGGCGAGCGGGAAAGACCACAGCUCCUAGCCCCGAAGCCUGCGUGGGCUACUGCCGCGAGUAAGGCCUCGUUUGAGAAGAUCUUGCGAGACGAGCAGGAAACUGGACUCGGAGACAGGCCACUGGAUCGCAAACCCGUCAGGCCGGGUUCUGCUCUAUCAGACUUUGCGCAGCUGGCUGCGACAAAAUCGCGACCGCCGCCAGUGCCCCGAAAACCGUGGCAGAAUCCCGCAGGCACCAGUGCGAGGCCAGCACUAGAGAAGCCUAAAGACCUUCCUUCAUCACCUCCGUCACUCCCUCUAACGGAACCUAGCGGCACCGAUGAAAAACCGCCAUUACUACCCCCGCGACCGAGUGAAACGCCAUCAUCAUCAUCAUUCAAAUCCAAGAUUGAUCUGGCGAGUCAUCGGGCACUUCUCAGCAGCAGUAAUCUCCGACCGCGGCCCUCUAGUCCCGGCGUGGCGUCUCUCUAUGCCAGAUCUGUGACCAACAGUACUCCGAGUCUCCUUGAUAGUACCUCCGAAGGGGUACUCUCGGAUGCUAUUGUAGCAUCGUCCUUGGCAUCCACCCGUGCUUCGCGAGAGAGGAAGGACCCUCCCCCCCCCCCUCCCCGACGUCGGCCUCGAUCACGAUCCAUCGUGAGUCUGGGCCACAGCAAGAAACAUGAUCACUUUCAACCCUCGAGUUCUUCUACUGGGCUACGGCAAACGCUUCGACAUCCAAGCAGUUCGGACGAAGAAGAGGGAUAUCGCCAGCACCGACAUAUCAUCCGCAAACACCCGCAUAAACACCACGAAGGGAACCGAAAGCGGUGGCGGAGCGAAGUGAGUGAGAAAGAUCGGAAGAAGUACGAAGGCGUGUGGGCGGCAAACAAAGGAUUGCUUGUUCCUUCCCCCUCGCAGGUCCCCCCUGGCUCGUUGCCUCCCAAUGCGUCCGAAAUGGUUGUCAACCUGGUGGUCCGCGACAUCUGGUCCCGCAGCGGUCUUCCCACGCAUGUCCUGGGGCAGAUCUGGGAUUUGGUCGAUAGCCAGAAGAGAGGACUUUUGACUCGCGAAGAAUUCGUGGUGGGGAUGUGGUUGAUCGAUCAGCAGUUAAAGGGGCAUAAGCUCCCCGUGCGGGUCCCUGAUAGCGUCUGGUUCUCCGUCAAGCGGAUCUCAGGCAUAAAGAUCCAUGCUUUGCCGCCGUCCUGA